UUAAGCGUGGCUCAGUCUCUCUCCUCUCCUCCUCAGUCUCUCUCCUCUCCUCCCCAUGCAGCAGUUCAUCAGUGUCUGGGUUCGGGAUCCGCGGAUUCAGAAGAAUGACUUCUGGCAUGCCCACAUGGACUAUGAAAUCUGCAUACAUACCAACAGUCUCUGCUUCACUAAGAAGAUCUCCUGUGUGAGGAGAAGGUACAGUGAGUUCGUAUGGCUCCGGCAGAAGCUACAGGCAAACUCACUACUCAUGGUCCAACUACCUGAACUACCUCCUAAGAACCCUUUCUUCAGCCUGAACAACGCCCAGCAGAUCACAGAGAGGAUGAAGGGCCUCCAGAAGUUCCUUGAACUGACCCUGGAGAGUAAUCUGCUUCUGUCAGACAGCUGUCUGCACCUCUUCCUGCAGUCAGACCUGGGGGUGUCCAAGAUAGAGGCCUGCGCCUCAGGGAGAAGCCAUUACUCUGUGUCCCAGGCCGUGCUGCGCUGUGGCUGCAAACUGCAACGCUUCCACUCCCAGGAGGACCUGUUAGAGACCAGCCGCAAGGAGUCCUGUGACUCCGACUCUGUUAGUGUGUUUGUAGAGCCGGAGCCCAGCAGUAAAUAUGGAACUGCCUCCUCACCACCAGAGUACCUAGCUCUGUCUCUGCCUGAUAGGACCAGACUUAACCACAACCAGGAAGAGACCCUAGCUCUGUCUCUGCCUGAUAGGACCAGACCUAACCACAACCAGGAAGAGACCCUAGCUCUGUCUCUGCCUGAUAGGACCAGACCUAACCACAACCAGGAAGAGACCCUAGCUCUGUCUCUGCCUGAUAGGACCAGACCUAACCACAACCAGGAAGAGACCCUAGCUCUGUCUCUGCCUGAUAGGACCAGACCUAACCACAACCAGGAAGAGACCCUAGCUCUGUCUCUGCCUGAUAGGACCAGACCUAACCACAACCAGGAAGAGACCCUAGCUCUGUCUCUGCCUGAUAGGACCAGACCUAACCACAACCAGGAAGAGACCCUAGCUCUUUCUCAGCCUGAUAAGACCAGACUUAACCACAACCAGGAAGAAGACACUCUCAGCAUGUCUAUCUCUCCAUAGGAACAUCACCGCCAAUCAGGACAUGCUAACUCACAAUAUCUGCAUCCCAAAUGUCACCCCGUAUGGCUCUGGUCAAAAGUAGUGCACUAUGUAGGCCAUAGGGUACCAUUUGGGAUUCAGCCAAUACUGUGUUUGCUCUCAUUCAUCUUGAAAUAAGGCUUGCACACAGCUUUUUGUCAUCCAUUUCUCAAAACUACUGUCACCGUCUUUCUGCCGUCAGAACAGUUUUUUUACUUCAUUUUCCCAGAGAAGAUGGUGAGGGAAUAUAUGUGUUUAUGUCUGUCUAGUUUUGUUAAAUAAUAUUUGUAAAGUCCAAAAAUCUGAAAGAUAUUUGUCCCUGGAAUUAUAUAGGAUACCU
Molecule: messenger RNA, 1448 nt
Organism: Coregonus clupeaformis (lake whitefish)
Lineage: Eukaryota; Metazoa; Chordata; Actinopteri; Salmoniformes; Salmonidae
Product: sorting nexin-10
Exons: 5
Coding region: 56-1090 (344 amino acids)
Biological process (GO): intracellular protein transport
Molecular function (GO): phosphatidylinositol binding
Source: RefSeq, a predicted model, not a curated record